GGGACCAACACCCUGACCCCGUCAUGGAUGGGGGCAAGGGGCCCAGACUCAGAGACUUCCUGAGUGGGAGCCUGGCCACCUGGGCCCUCGGACUGGCUGGGCUGGUGGGGGAGGCGGAAGAGCCGGAGGAGGAAGAGGAGGAGGAAGGAGAGAGGCCCCUUUGUCCGGAGAAGAGGUUCUUGCGUCUCAGCGAUGGCGCCCUGCUCCUCCGGGUGCUGGGCAUCAUGGCCCCUACUUCCCGAGGAGACCCUCGGAUGAUCAGGGGCCACGGUGGUCCCGCAGCCUGGCGGGUGCGGAACCUGAACCAGCUGUGGUGCCGACUGCGGGACUUCUACCAGGAGGAGCUGCAGCUGCUGAUCCUGUCGCCACCCCCAGACUUCCAGACGUUGGGAUUUGACCCCUUCUCAGAGGAGGCGGUGGAGGAGCUGGAAGGCAUCCUUCGGCUGUUGCUGGGGGCGUCAGUGCAGUGUGAGCACCGUGAACUCUUCAUCCGGCACAUCCAGGGCCUCAGCCUCGAGGUCCAGAGUGAGCUGGCUGCUGCCAUCCAGGAGGUGACCCAGCCCGGGGCGGGCAUGGUGCUGGCCCUGGCUGGGCCUGAGCCUGGGGAGCUGGCACCUCCGGAGCUGGAGAUGCUGUCCCGGAGCCUGAUGGGGACACUACUGAGACUGGCGAGGGAGCGUGACGUGGGGGCCCAGCGGUUGGCUGAACUGCUGCUGGAGCGAGACUCGGCCCCCUUAUUGCCUGAGGCUCCUUCUAGGACUGCCCCGGAGGGCCCGUCACACCACCUGGCCCUGCAGCUGGCCAACAGCAAGGCACAGCUGCGGCGCCUGCGGCAGGAGCUGGAGGAGAAGGCCGAGCUGCUGCUAGACUCCCAGGCGGAGGUGCAGGGCUUGGAGGCUGAAAUUCGCAGGCUCCGCCAGGAGGCCCAGGCGCUGUCGGGACAGGCCAAGCGGGCCGAGCUGUACCGCGAGGAGGCGGAGGCGCUGCGGGAGCGGGUGGGCCGCCUGCCCCGCCUGCAGGAGGAGCUGCGGCGCUGCCGCGAGCGGCUGCAGGCGGCCGAGGCCUGCAAGGGCCAGCUAGAGGAGGAGCGGGUGCUCUCAGGGGCUCUGGAGGCCUCGAAGGCGCUGCUGGAGGAGCAGCUGGAGGCCGCUCAGGAGCGCUGUGCUCGGCUGCAUGAGACUCAGCGCGAGAACCUGCUGCUGCGGACCCGGCUUGGGGAGGCCCACGUGGAGGUGGACUCUCUGCGGCAUCAGGUGGACCAGCUGGCAGAGGAGAACGUGGAGCUGGAACUGGAGCUUCAGCGGAGCCUGGAGCCCCCCCCAGGCUCUCCUGGGGAGGCACCCCUGCCAGGAGUGACCCUCUCACUGCAUGAUGAAGUGAGGGAGGCAGAAGCUGGGCGGCUGCGGACCCUGGAGCGGGAGAACCAGGAACUCCGAGGCCUGCUACGGGUGCUGCAGGGGCAGCCAAGGGGCCAGCCCCCCCUGCUGGAGGAGCAGAGUGAGGACUCCAUGGAUCCAGAGCUGGAUGCUGCUCCCCAGUCUCGUCCAGGCUCAGACCACGGCCCCGAGGGCUUGGUUGGCCAGGGAGAGGAUGAAGGUCCCCAGGCCUUGGACCUGGCUCCCCCGGCAUCAGACUCAGCCCUCGAGGGCUUAGCCGAGUGUCCCCAGGCAUCUGAUUCGGACCCACUGGUGACGGAGAGGCCCCUCCAGACAGCUGCCAUGGCCCCCCAGACCCCAGACUUGACGCCCCAGCAGUCAGGCCCCGCUGCAGAGACACAAGAGUACCUGGAGAAGGCUGGCUGUGGAGCUCCUCUCCAGACCCCUGCCUCUGUGGCCCCACCUCAGGGUCCAGAGAUGGAAGUUCAGGCCCAGCUGUUGCUGGGAGGAGAGACUGGGGAGUUGGUGCCCGAAGCCCAGGGGCCGAGACAGGAGGGCAAGCCCGGCCCCUCGGACCCCAGCCUCUGUGUGCAGUUGGAGGAGCAGGAGACCUCAGGCCCGGGGCUGGACCUACCCCAGGAGCAAAGAGAGGCCGGAGAGCAGGAACAGAGGCUGGAGGGGACAGUUGGAGACCCAGCCCAGCCAAGACCACAGCAGAAGCAGGAAGGGGCCCCUGAGGCCCAGGCCUGGGAGGGGCCGAUCCCGGAGGAGAUGUUGGUCAGUCGUGUCACAGAGCAGGAGGCCCUCAAGGAGGAGGUGGUGCGGCGGAGGAGAGAGGCCGAGGCCCUGCGAGCUGAGCUGGAGGCCCAGGCCCGGAGGCUGGAGGCCCGAGGCGCGGAGGCCGCCCGCCUCUCCAAGGAGCUGGCUCGGGCACAGAGGGCAGAGGCCGAGGCCCACCGGGAGGCGGAGGCUCAGGCCCGGGAGCAGGCCCGGCUGCGGGAGGCCGUGGAGGCGGCUGGCCGAGAGCUGGAGGCCGCCUCUCGGGAGCGUGAGGCGCUGGCCGAGGCGCUGGCCGCCGCGGGCCGCGAGCGGAGGCAGUGGGAGCGCGAGGGGCCCCGGCUGCGGGCCCGGGCCGAGGUGGCCGAGGCGCGGCUGCAUGUGCUGGAGGGCGAGGGCCGCGGGCGCCUGGAGGAGGCUGAGCGGGAGCGCCAGCAGAAGGAGGCCCUCCAGGAGGAGCUGGAGAAGGCCGUGGUGCGGGGCCAGGAGCUGGGGGCCCGGCUGGAGUGUCUGCAGAAAGAGCUGGAACAGGCGGCUCUGGAGCGCCAGGAAUUUCUGCGGGAACAAAAGUUCCAGCACGAGAGGUACCAGGGCCUGGAGCAGCGGCUGGAAGCUGAGCUGCGGGCGGCCGCCACCAGCAAGGAGGAGGCGCUGAUGGAACUCAAGUCGAGGGCCCUGCAGUUGGAAGAGGAGCUGUUCCAGCUGCGCCAGGGCCCUGUGGGGCCGGGGCCCAAGGAUGGUGGUGAGCCGAGGAGCAUGGAGGCCCAGAGGGGGCGGCUCAUCGAGGUGGAGCGCAGCAAUGCAACGCUGGUGGCCGAGAAGGCGGCUCUGCAGGGGCAGCUGCAGCACCUGGAGGGGCAGCUGGGCAGCCUGCAGGGGCGGGCCCAGGAGCUGCUGCUACAGAGCCAGCGGGCGCAGGAGCACAGCAGCCGCCUGCAGGCCGAGAAGUCUGUCCUGGAGGUGCAGGGCCAGGAGCUGCACAGGAAGCUGGGGGUGCUGGAGGAGGAGGUGCGGGCGGCCCGCCAGUCCCAGGAGGAGGCCCGAGGGCAGCAGCAGGCCCUGCUACGGGACCACGAGGCCCUGACACAGCUGCAGCGGCGGCAGGAGGCCGAGCUGGAAGGGCUGCUGGCCCGGCACCGCGACCUUAAGGCCAACAUGCGGGCAUUGGAGCUGGCCCACCGGGAGCUGCAGGGCCGGCAUGAGCAGCUGCAGGCCCAGAGGGCCAACGUGGAGGCCCAGGAGCUGGCCCUGCUGGCAGAGCGUGAGCGCCUGGUGCAGGAUGGGCAUCGGCAGCGGGGCCUAGAGGAGGAGCUGCGAAGGCUGCAGAGUGAGCACGACAGAGCUCAGACGCUGCUGGCGGAGGUGUCACGGGAGCGAGGGGAGCUGCAGGGUGAGCGCGGGGAGCUCCGGAGCCGGCUGGCCCGGCUGGAGCUGGAGCGGGCACAGCUGGAGGUGCAGAGCCAGCGACUGCGCGAGUCCAACCAGCAGCUGGACCUGAGCGCCUGCCGGCUGACCACGCAGUGCGAGCUGCUGACGGAGCUGCGGAGCGCCCAGGAAGAGGAGAACCGGCAGCUGCUGGCCGAGGUGCAGGCCCUGAGCAGGGAAAACCGGGAGCUCCUGGAGCGCAGCCUGGAGAGCCGGGACCACCUGCACCGCGAGCAGCGCGAGUACCUGGACCAGCUCAACGCCCUGCGCCGCGAGAAGCAGAAGCUGGUGGAGAAGAUCAUGGACCAGUACCGCGUGCUGGAGCCGGUGCCCCUGCCCCGGACCAAGAAGGGCAGCUGGCUGGCAGACAAGGGUCCCCAUCACCGGCACCCAUGCGCCGGGCCCAGAGCUCCCUCUGCCUGCGGGACGAGACCCUGGCAGGUGGGCAGCGGCGAAAGCUCAGCUCACGAUUCCCUGUGGCACGAAGCUCUGAGUCGUUCAGCCCCGGGGAUACCCCCCGGCAGAGGUUCCGACAGCGCCGACCAGGCCCUCUGGGGGCGCCCAGCUCCCAUGGCAAAGGACCCGGCGUGGGAUGGGAUGGCUCCAUCGAGACCCUGGCGGAACACGAAGCAGAUGCCAACCGAGAGGGCCUCGAGGUGCAGGAACCCGAGAAACGUCCUCUCACCCCUUCCCUCAGCCAGUGACGCCAUGUGGAUGGGGCGCCCGGCAGGGCAGUCUUCUCACCGCUGCAGUCUCAGCGGGGACCCCAGGCAGCCCAAGAACUUGGGGAGCCAGGGCACCCGGGGCAAGUCCUGGGACAAGGAGGCCUGGGCCCCCGGAUCCUGUGCGGCGUGCACUGGGGCCCGGAGAUGGAGCCGGGAUGAGCUCGAGGACAGGGGGCAUGGCCGGCCCCCGCGAGCUGCUCCUUGCUGGGGCUCUGGCUCUGCCACGCGGCCCACGCUGAGGAGGCAGUCUCUGGGGGACCCCCCCAGCUGAAGGAGGCAGGCCGGAGUGGGCAAGAGAGCCCCCUGCCCGGUCCAGGUGGGGAGUCAAGGACCAUGACCUGAGGACUGGGGCCUGGGACCCUCUCUGAGCCUGAGCUGGGACUGAGGGACCUGAGAAUAAAACUGGGAUGCAACCGCCGGAAUCUGCACUCUGCAUCUGCUGGCUGCAUCAGAAGCCGCGAGGCCCAGGACACGUGUGGCCUGGAGCCUGCUCUGCUGGGGCUGGGGAGGGAGGUGUCUGUGGCCGUAGGCCUCCUUGCCCUGCACGGGGCAGCAAAGGGCUUUCCUCAGGGGAGGGGACCGUGGGGUGGGGGUUCUGGUAGCCAGCAGUGGGUGGGGCCUGAGUCUGGGCUCAGCCUUUGCUUUCAAGGGGGGUCUGGGCUCCAGGAUGUGGGGCACUGAGGCCCCAGAGGCCCUGCCCCCUUCCUUCCCUCCCUCUUCUCUCCUCAUCCUCUCCCCCCACUCCUUUGGGGGUGAGCCCCUCCCCAGGGAGUUCCCAGCCAGGUAGGGUGUCGCCUGGAGCCAGGGGCUGUCAUGGAGGGACAAGAGAGGCAGGAGGGACACAGGGUCUCUGCCCGGGGCCUCUGGGACGCCGCCCGGGAACAGGGCAAUUAGGCUGGGUGGCAGGACGUGAGUCAGGGCAGCUGGGCGGCCCCCGGUUGGGCGGGCUGCCCGUCUGAGGUGAGGCAGCCUGAGCCUGAGGGUGGGCUGAGCUGGGAGGGGUGCCAGGCCAGCCUCUCCAGGGUGACCUGCAGCAGCCGCUCACCGGGUUUCCACAGCCCCCCUGGGGACAACCCACGGCCCUGCCUGCCUCUCAGCCAGAGCUCCAGAGGCCGGAAGGGUGGGAAUGGAACCCCCAGGCCCUGGCUUGGCCAGCAGCUGAAA
This is a messenger RNA of Equus quagga, 5467 nucleotides long. It is a transcript of the gene CCDC88B, whose product is annotated as coiled-coil domain containing 88B. Gene Ontology annotation, molecular function: dynein light intermediate chain binding; microtubule binding. The record is from RefSeq and is a predicted model, not a curated record. NCBI's taxonomy places the organism in Eukaryota, Metazoa, Chordata, Mammalia, Perissodactyla, Equidae. The transcript is spliced from 27 exons. Gene Ontology annotation, cellular component: centrosome; cytoplasm. Gene Ontology annotation, biological process: cytoplasmic microtubule organization; cytoskeleton-dependent intracellular transport. Bases 24 to 4574 code for a protein of 1516 amino acids.